Molecule: messenger RNA, 860 nt
Organism: Phaeodactylum tricornutum CCAP 1055/1
Lineage: Eukaryota; Bacillariophyta; Bacillariophyceae; Surirellales; Neidiaceae
Exons: 1
Coding region: 36-860 (274 amino acids)
Source: RefSeq, a predicted model, not a curated record
UUGGAAUUACACUGUCUGUAAUCUGAGACAAUACAAUGCGAGUGAAUCCAUCGGUAGUCGUAGGAUGGACGACGAUGUGGAUUAGUGUGUGCGGGUUCUUGGAUCGACCACGGCCGUUGCACGCGUGGGCCCCGGUGACGGGUCGUUCCCGCCUUGCGAUCCGUCCACCCGUUCCGUACUCCUGUUCCACACCGUACCGACGUGUUUAUCACACGGAACGACGCGGCUACGACGGUAUCCUUACCCGACGAUCCAUGUACAAUCUCCCACCACCAUCCGGCAACAACAAUAAUAACAACAACCAAAAAGGAGACGAUCUACAAGCAAUCUUGGUCAGUGUAUUGACCGUCGGAGGCGUGGUAGCCUUCUUCGCGUCGCCUUUGGGUGCCAUCUUUUUCGCCGUCUUCAAUUCUCUCGUGCUAUUGGCCAUUUUGUUGCCCGUCCUGGGCAUUGUCGGUUUCAAUUUGUGGCAGUACUGGAAUACGAUGGAAGCGCCUUGUCCGAAUUGUGGAGCCCCGGCACGGGUACUCAAAAACACGGGCGUCGCGCCGAAUCCGUCCCUGUGUUUGAAUUGUGGCAGCCUCGUUGCCGCCAACGUGGCCAACGACGGAAUCGAUGCCGUUAGUAACAGUGUCAACCCAAACGACGGGAUGGUGGACGCGACUUCGUUGUUCGAUACUUUGUUUGGUGGAACCGGGGGACUCCUGGACACGACCACUACCACUACCACGACAACGGAAUCUACUGAUCAACGAGCUAAAAAGUAUCAGAGAGAACAGACGGUCAUUGACGUGGAAGUGGAAGAGGAGGACGAAGAACAAGAACGAAAUUCCAAGUGGCGUCCCAAGCCCUUUCAGUAA